AUGGUUGAAAAUUCAAGGGUUGUUACUUGCGGCUUCUUCGUCCGUGUCAAUCCGAAUGGCGGUGUGAGUUGCACGAAUAUUUGCAAAGGCCAAGGCUACAAGUUCGCCGGAACAAACGACAAUCAGUGUUGGUGCAACAAAGUCAUCAACCGCAACAACUCGGCUACCGCUGGUAUCCUGUCUCCCGCCGGUAUCGCCAGCUGUCAAGGCGGUUGUAGAGGAAAUCCAAACGCGAAUGAGGGCUGUCGAGCAAUCGAAUGGUUCAUCUCCAUCUACGAGUUUACUGUAAGUGGAUUCCUAAGAAAUGCCUGUGUGCCUAUGCUCUUGUUGCUCUGCUUUUUGUACGUGAUUUCUGCUGGGAGCGGGGAGCGACCGAGCGCUCGGUGUAGGAGGGAACUGGUGGGGACCAGGUUGAAGAGAUGGCGAUAUACGAGUGGGAGGGGCGGUGCUGGAGAUGCCCUUAUGUCGGGACCCAGGCGACUCGAACCUUUACUCUCUGUUCUCGGCAUCUACAGAGUCGAUACAGGGACAAUACGACGGUUUCACACAAAUACACCAAGAACAUAUCGCCAAAACGAUCAUCCCUCAUCCUCCAACAAUAUCUCCUCGCCUUCGAUGUCUCACUUCUCUUUCCACAUCUCAUCACCCAUCUUUCAAGUGCCUUAA
Molecule: messenger RNA, 666 nt
Organism: Macroventuria anomochaeta
Lineage: Eukaryota; Fungi; Ascomycota; Dothideomycetes; Pleosporales; Didymellaceae
Exons: 3
Coding region: 1-666 (221 amino acids)
Source: RefSeq, a predicted model, not a curated record